UGUUGUCCAGCCACGUCCUCCCAAAUCUAUCUUCACCGAGCAGGAAGGUCGUGUUGGAGGCUGCACAUAGCAUCCCACAUCGUCAGCAGGCAACCCGGCCGCCGGUAUAAAGCAGCUCCGGCUCACAAAGCAGCUCCGUCAUUACCUGAUUAGCUUGGGCCCGAGCUUGACUGGACCUUUUUCCUCAAGAGACCCUCACGACCACGACCAGGCGCAAAGGAAUCUCCUCCGUCACGUUCAUUACUACUUCGGAUCGCGCUACCUUGAACGACAGUUGGUGACCGCCCAGGUCUCCAUCCCAUGCCGUUCGCUACCAAGAUACCGAGGCCUCACAGUCCCUUUAGUUCGCGGUCGUAAUAGAAGUACCAUUCGACAUCUGUCGCGCACGUAUAGCUUUGCCAUUGGUGUCACGCGUGGAACGUCGAUAUUGAAAGUCGGGAGCGCAAAAUAGGAGAACGCCGCCUCAUCCCAGAUCAUCAUGGACAUCAAUUCGCUAUUGUCGCCAUCGGACUCGCCUGCGGGCACUCCCACACCCCAACCGCAACCUGCCCUCCCAUCGCCUUCAAUGCUACAAUCGCCGAGCAAGCGCGCAAUACGCCAGUUGCCCUCGCGAACGUCGUCGGGCCUUAGCCAGCAGGUCACCUCUUCCCCGCAGCCGCACGCCAUCCUCCAACAACUCCCUUCGCCAGGUUACGUCCAUAUCGCAAACGGCGCAAGAGCGGUACACAGCGCAGCAGGCACACCGCAACCCAUCGGCUCGCCGCACGACGCGCGCAUAACUCCGCCACACCCUCUGUUUCGGCAGGGGUCGACACCAGGCAUGGACACGUUGGCUGAUCUUGCUAGUAUGCAACAGCAGCAGGCAUCGCGACAGAGCUCCGUAGGUCAUCAGCGGCCAGUCACACUCCAACACCUUGGACAACACAUCUCUGGUGAAUCCGUAGCCAGUAUCAUGUCGGAGUCAUCACCACGACCGCGCAGUUUCGUGACGAGAUCCUUGGAUCAACAGCACAUCGAUUGGCUUAAUCAGCUCGACAAAACCUUAAUUGAGAAUCCCUUUGACUAUUACAGUCAUGUCUCGCUUGUCACCACCCUCCACCAAGGCCUGCAGCAUCAUCUCGCCUCUUUCGACUCGGAUCCGAACUCUUACGAAUUAAUGCAGACGUUGCGCGACGCGUACCAAACCAUGUCCGACAAGUAUCCGCUGGGCGAGCUGCUGUGGCAUUACCGCCUCAACGACGAGAAAACCCUUGCGAAGAAUGUGGAAGAGCACAUGGGAGUACUGGAGUUGCACAAGCAAGCGACGCAGGACGAGCCUUAUAGCGCAAAGCUGUGGGCCGCUUACGGAGAGUACGUGAGCUAUUUAGUCGCCUGUUCAUGGGAGCAAGUACCACCAGAGCACUGGUCCGAGGAGGAGAGACUCAUUGGCCGUGAACUCUUCAGCCCGCAAUUCCUACUGGACGCACUACAGCAGGGUGCUGAGAAAGUAAAGUACAAUCUUCAAGAAAGCAACCUCGUUUGGGAUCGGUACCUGCAGGUUUUGGAAGAGGAUCUCGAGCGAGGUGGCUUCAGCCAAGAAAAGGCGGCUAGAGUGGCUGCAGUCUUCAACGAGCGCCUCAGCCAGCCGCAUGCGACGUGGUCGAACACGCUGUCGAGAUACUCCUCCUUCAACUCGCGAUACAACCAGAGUCACUAUGAAGAGGUCAUGGAGCAGGCGGUCCAGAAAAAUACCCAUAUCAAGCAGCAAUAUGCCCAUCGAGAGGAGUACGAAUUCAAGCUACUCCAAGCGAUACAGGCCGGCGACCAGAGCGCAGAGUAUCAUGCAAUGACUCGAUAUCUCAAAUGGGAGAAGAAAACUGCGGGUGUGUAUAGCGUCCAUCUCGUCAGUGCGCUUUACGAGCGCGCUACUCUCCGCUUUCCGGUAGACCCUUCCAUAUGGGAAGAUUAUGUCGAGUUUCUCAUCUGGCAAAAGGAUCGCUCGGUCGAUCUCCUCAACGUGCUGGAGCGCGCGACACGGCACUGCCCCUGGUCCGGAUCAUUGUGGUCUCACCGCAUAUUGACUCUCGAGGCGGAACACAAGGCGUUCGAAGAUCUCGAGCGUGUCAAACACACAGCAACCGGUUCGGGACUUCUGGAGCAUACUAACGUGGAUGAGCUCAUCAAGGUGCAACUUGCCUGGUGCGGAUACCUACGCCGGAGAGCAUUCGAUGAUCCAAGGGCGACAGAAGAGGAGGUUGACGUUGCAGAGGUUGGCAUCCGUUCUGCGUUGGAGUUUGUGCAGGAGGUCGGCAUGAAGAAGCAUGGAAGAGAAUGGGCCGAUCCCCAAUAUCGUCUCGAGCGCCUUCAUAUGAAGUUCUGGCUCCAGCGAAACAACGUUGACGAAGCUCGACAGAUAUGGGAUUCAUUAGUCAAGUCGCAAGCUGAUUCUUACGACUUCUGGUAUCGCUGGUACAUCUUUGAGAUGGUCUUCUGGUCUGCACACGCUACUCGCAAUGAACGGAAUGCAGGCCAGCAUUUACUACCACCGUCACGCGCAACAGCAGUUCUGGAACGUGGCAUGGAGCGUCUCCACACGAUCGAUCACCCUGAACCGAUAAUCGAAAUGUACAUGAACCACUGUGAACAACACGAGUCGGUGCUCAAAGUGCGAAGCGCUACAAUCGACCGAAGACGAGCAGAGCGCACAGUCGCGAUUCGAAGGGAAAAGGAGCGAGCCACGGCUGCAGCAACAACUGCCCAACAAGAAACUCCAGAGAGUCAAGUCGCAGAAGGCUCCGGGAAGCGGAAGAGGGAAGAUUUGAAUGUUGAAGGCGACGCUACCCUGAAGAAAAGCAAACUCUCAGACGUAGGGGAAGCGCAUAACGCUGCAGCCAAUGGACAAGCUAGGCUAGCCAGUGAAGCGCCAUCGGAGGCUCGCUCAACUGGGCCGAAAAGAGAUCGCGAGCAUACCUCUGUCAUCGUCAAGAAGCUCCCCGCCGGUACGACGCAGAAUCGAAUACGCCAGUUUUUCACCGACGCUGGAGCCGUUCGAAACCUGGUAAUGAAAGAGGAACAGGACAGCCUAACGGCUAUCGUCGAAUUCGAGACCUCGGAGGAAGCUGAUUAUGCCUUGAGUAAAGAAGCGAAAGGAUUCGAGGGCCACAACAUCUCCAUCGAGCGAGGAGAGAGUACAACGCUGUACGUCACGAACUACCCCGCGCACGCCGAUGAAGCCUGGCUCCGAAAGCUCUACAGCCCGUUUGGAGAGAUCCUCGGCAUCCGAUUCCCAUCGCUCAAGUUCGACACACACCGCCGUUUUUGCUAUGUGCAGUUCGUCAAGGCGGAGGACGCGAUUGCAGCAACCCAGCUCGACGGCACCGACGUGGAGGGGUUCAAGCUCAUUUCCAAAAUUUCCGACCCGAAUGCCAAAAAGCAUCGCGAUGGUGCGACCGCUGAAGGCCGCGAAGUCUACAUAUACCGCCUCAACUUCAAAAUUAAGCAGCAUGAGAUUGUAGAAGCCUUCUCAAAGUUCGGCAAAAUCGAGAGGACCAAGUGCCCCAUUAUCAAAGCUACAGGAAAUAACAAGGGCUUUUGCUACGUCGUUUACGAGACCAAAGAGAGCGCCAAUGCAGCAGUCGCGGAGAUGGAUGACAAGAGCUUCUGGGGCUUUGAUUUGAAGGUGCAAAUUGCCAGCGACCGGGCAGACACGAAACCAAAGAUCAAAUCGACACUCGAGAAUGCUGGUAGCUCGGACACUCACGAAUCGACCCCUGGGCAAGCCAUCGACAACCCCGCAUCAUUUAGCGAGCGGACCAUUGCCAUUCUCAACCUACCUGAUACUGUCCCUGACGCACGCAUCAGGCCGCUUGUCGAGUCCUUUGGCUUCAAGAAAAUCAAGCUCGAACCACAACACGGCGGUGCCAUUAUCGAGUUCACUUCAGUCGAAGGAGCGAGUAAAGCUGGGUUCGCACUCGACGGCAAGGAUUUUGAAGGGAGGAAGCUUCACAUUGGAACGGUCCAGGAGUUGAACAAGCAAAAGAGUGAAUGGAAAGCGGGCAGCAGCUUCAUCCAGCCAAAUCGCGUCAACCGGCCAACCGCCCGUGGAGGCGGACGAGGUCGUGGAAAGGUUGGCCUUGGUCGGCCUGGUAUACCCAGGGCGCCUGCAACGGCAAACGGCGAGGCGAAGAGUAACGCAGACUUCCGAGCUAUGCUGUUGAAGGAGUCUGCAAAGGAUUCGGAGCAGGACAAGGAUAAGAUGGGGAACUAAUGGCAGAGGUUAACGAUAGCAUUUCAGAGUCAUCUCAUCACUCUGGCGGUGUUCAUUCCAGGGAACGGUUUUUCACGGAUGGCGUACUGCCGGCUCAUGAUCACUGCAUACUUUGGCGUUUGGGGUUGCUUUUGGUAACGCAAAGGAAUAGUAGUGACAGAGAGUUUCAAGGCUCGGUCAUGUAUGUAUGUAGAAUAAUUUAAUAGGGAGUAAUUCGUGUCCAAUACACCCCUGUUCUCGAU
This is a messenger RNA of Cucurbitaria berberidis CBS 394.84, 4488 nucleotides long. RefSeq lists its product as uncharacterized. Lineage: Eukaryota; Fungi; Ascomycota; Dothideomycetes; Pleosporales; Cucurbitariaceae. Gene Ontology annotation, biological process: RNA processing. The record is from RefSeq and is a predicted model, not a curated record. Gene Ontology annotation, molecular function: protein binding; RNA binding. The coding region runs from base 479 to 4246 and encodes 1255 amino acids. Gene Ontology annotation, cellular component: ribonucleoprotein complex. The transcript is spliced from 3 exons.